CCAGAGCCUGAGGGAGUCCUGGCUGCCAGGGGCUGCAGACAUGGAGGACCACAGCAGCAGUGGCAGCGGGAGGCCAGGAACCCUGGCUGGCCUGGGGCCCCUGGCCAUGCCCCACGGGGUUUUCCAAACUGGAGCACCCUCCAAGGUGGACUCAAGUUUUCAGCUCCCAGCCAAGGAGAAUGCAGCCCCGGUACCCUUGGAACCAAGGCUGGCUCUGGCACCUACUGGGCCACAUGCUGCUAUGCUACCUUCCUCAGAGGGGCCAAGACAGGCUCUGGCAUCUCCUCGACCCCUCCUGGCGUCACUGUCUACCCCUGGAGGGCAGAAAACAGCUCCUGCCUGUCACAGCCCCAGCCUGGCUCCAAUGUCUAUGGGCCAGUUGGUGAUGUCUGCCUCUGCUGGGCCGAAGCCUCUUCCAGCAACAUCAGGCUCAGCCCUGGCUCCAACAUCCCUGGGGCAGCUGGUGAUGUCUGCCUCAGCCAUGCCGAGGCUGCCACCAGCCACCCUGGGGCCCAGGCUUGCUCCAAUCACUAGGGACCAGAAGCAGGUAUCACCUGCAUUUGUGAAACCCAAGCCAGCACUGGCCACUUCAGGCCUGAGCCUGGCCCUGGCAUCUGAGGAGCAGCACCCACAGCCCUCCUCCAACUCUUCUCCAAUGCCCAGUCCAAUUCUAUCGCCCUCUCAGGAACAGACCCUGGCUCCAGCAUCCAUGACAUCAGCCCCGGCCUCUGUGGGACGGACACCAGCUAAACAGAGGGAUGCCCCAGCCCCUAGACCUCUCCCCCUUUCUGAAGGGCAUCUCCAGCCUCCAGCUCAGGCUUCCAGUCCUGGGGAGAUUGUAUCUUUGAUCCAAUCUCCCCCAGACCCCUGGAUCUCCCCCUCCUUUAGAGCCAGACCCGAGGCCCCCCACAGCAGCCCUGAGGAUCCUGUCCUGCACCGGCCACCUCAGACACUUCCCCUGGAUGUAGGCCAGGGCCCUCCGGAGCCUGGCACCCGCUCCCCAGGACUUCUGUCUCCCACCUUCCGACCAGGAAACCCCUCAACCCAGACUGUUCCCCCACCUCUGCCCAAGCCACCCCGAUCUCCCAGCCGCUCCCCUAGCCGCUCUCCCAACCGCUCCCCCUGUGUCCCCCCAGCCCCUGAGAUAGCCCUCUCCAGGUCUGGCACCCAGGGUGCAGGGCCUGGUGGGCAUCUGAGCCCCAGCCUUCAGCCCCGAGAAAUUUCAGCCCCAGUCACCACCUCCUCUUCUACAUCCACCUCAUCACCAUCCUCCUCUUGGUCAGCUCAGCCUACCUGCAAGAGCGACCCUGGCUUCUGGAUCACCGUGGUCACGUGGAAUGUGGGCACUGCCAUGCCCCCUGAUGACGUCACAUCCCUCCUUCACCUGGGCGGUGGCUGCGAUGACAGUGACCAGACAGACAUGAUUGCCAUAGGGUUGCAGGAAGUGAACUCCAUGAUCAACAAGAGGCUCAAGGACGCGCUCUUCACAGAUCAGUGGAGCGAGCUUUUCAUGGAAGCACUCGCGCCUUUCAACUUCGUGCUGGUGAGUACUGUGCGGAUGCAGGGCGUCAUUCUGCUGCUGUUCGCCAAGUACUACCACCUGCCCUUCCUGAGGGACGUGCAGACGGAUUGUACGCGCACUGGCCUGGGUGGCUAUUGGGGCAACAAGGGUGGAGUGAGCGUGCGACUGGCCGCCUUCGGGCACAUGCUCUGCUUCCUGAACUGCCACCUGCCAGCACACAUGGACAAGGCAGAGCAGCGCAAAGACAACUUCCAGACCAUCCUCAGCCUCCAGCAGUUCCAGGGGCCGGGGGCACAAGGCAUCCUGGAUCACGACCUCGUAUUCUGGUUUGGGGACCUAAACUUCCGCAUCGAGAGCUAUGACCUGCACUUUGUCAAGUUUGCCAUUGACAACAACCAGCUCCACCAGCUCUGGGAGAAGGACCAGCUCAACAUGGCCAAGAACACCUGGCCCAUCCUCAAGGGCUUCCAGGAGGGGCCCCUCAAAUUUGCACCCACCUUCAAGUUUGAUGUGGGUACUAACAAAUAUGAUACCAGUGCCAAGAAGCGGAAGCCAGCCUGGACAGACCGUAUCCUGUGGAAGGUCAAGGCUCCAGGUGGAGGUUGCAGCCCCUCAGGACAGCAGAGCCACCGGCUCCAGGUGACCCAGCACAGCUACCGAAGCCACAUGGAAUACACAGUCAGUGACCACAAGCCUGUGGCUGCCCAGUUCGUCCUGCAUUUUGCCUUCAGGGACGACAUGCCACUGGUGCGGCUGGAGGUGGCAGACGAGUGGGUGCGGCCAGAGCAGGCUGUGGUGAGGUACCGCAUGGAAACUGUGUUCGCCCGUAGCUCCUGGGACUGGAUUGGCUUGUACCGGGUGGGUUUCCGCCACUGCAAGGACUAUGUGGCUUAUGUCUGGGCCAAACAUGAAGAUGUGGACAGGAACAUCUACCAGGUGACAUUCAGUGAGGAGUCGCUGCCCAAGGGCCAUGGAGACUUCAUCCUGGGCUAUUACAGCCACAUUCACAGUAUCCUUAUUGGAGUCACUGAGCCUUUCCAGAUCUCGCUGCCUACCUCAGAAUUGGCCAGUAGCAGCACAAACAGCUCAGGUGCCAGCUCAGAGGAUGAGGAUGACAGCACCCUGGAGCUGCUCGCACCCAAGUCCCGAAGCCCCAGCCCUGGCAAGUCGAAGCGGCACCGUAGCCGCAGCCCAGGCUUGGCCCGCUUCCCAGGCCUGGCUCUUCGGCCCUCCUCCCGUGAACGCCGAGGCACUAGCCGCAGCCCCUCACCCCAAAGCCGUUGCCUGCUCCGUGUGGCCCCCAACCGGGGCAAUGAUGGAGGCACCCAGGGCAGUAGUGAGGAGGGGCCUUCUGGGCUGCCUGGUCCCUGGGCCCUCCCACCAUCUGUGCCUCGAAGCCUGGGUUUGCUGCCUGCCUUGCGCCUGGAGACUGUAGACCCUGGAGGUGGUGGCUCCUGGGGACCUGACCAGGAGGUCCUGACCCCCGACAGCCCAUCUCCCAGCCCUCAGGGACGGCAGAAGUUGGAGGAAGGGGGCCUGGGGCCCUGAAGGCAGGGUGGGAAGGUGGGUACAGGUGGCUCUCACUCUGCCCCAAUCUUCUGCAAACACACCUGCCUCCCUCCUGCUACUGCUCCAGCUUUGUCCACACCUCCCACUCUGUCCUGGCCCAGGUGGCCAACUGGGGUCCCCCAAACUCAGUCCUGCCACCUCAACUGUGACAAUCAGCAAAGCCCUAUCUAGGCCCCCAUCUGGGAUGGGGGAAGGGGCAAUCCUAGAGGUCAUUGAUUAGGAAUUAAAUUCUCUAGCCUCA
This is a messenger RNA of Molossus molossus (Pallas's mastiff bat), 3332 nucleotides long. RefSeq names its product inositol polyphosphate-5-phosphatase J (gene INPP5J). The transcript has 13 exons. Gene Ontology annotation, molecular function: phosphatidylinositol-3,4,5-trisphosphate 5-phosphatase activity; phosphatidylinositol-4,5-bisphosphate 5-phosphatase activity. Gene Ontology annotation, cellular component: cytoplasm; plasma membrane; ruffle. Lineage: Eukaryota; Metazoa; Chordata; Mammalia; Chiroptera; Molossidae. The record is from RefSeq and is a predicted model, not a curated record. Gene Ontology annotation, biological process: phosphatidylinositol dephosphorylation; negative regulation of peptidyl-serine phosphorylation. The coding region runs from base 41 to 3070 and encodes 1009 amino acids.